This is a messenger RNA of Pistacia vera, 1273 nucleotides long. RefSeq lists its product as uncharacterized. The record is from RefSeq and is a predicted model, not a curated record. Bases 214 to 1254 code for a protein of 346 amino acids. Gene Ontology annotation, molecular function: metalloendopeptidase activity. Gene Ontology annotation, cellular component: membrane. NCBI's taxonomy places the organism in Eukaryota, Viridiplantae, Streptophyta, Magnoliopsida, Sapindales, Anacardiaceae. The transcript has 4 exons. Gene Ontology annotation, biological process: CAAX-box protein processing.
UCUCUCUCUCACUGUAAAACAACAACCAGCUUUUGCCCUUCUCUAACUAACUUCAAAUAUUCCAUUCCCCCAUAAAAUUAGGGUUUUUUUCCAUAAAAUUAGGGUUUUUUUCUCUUGACGUUUUCCCCUAAUUCUAAUUCCUUACUUCUCUGCACUUCCUCCGAUGCUAUUAAUAACUAUAACUCCAACUAGGGUUUUUCGUAACCGGACCCAAUGUUGAGCACUUGCUCUCAUUCUCUCUCUCACCGUCCCAUUCUCUUACCUUCCGUUUCUAAACUUAGGGUUUCCAAUCGACCUGCCCCAUUUUCUCUCUCCCGUACUUCUCGGAUCUUCGAUUCUAAUUUCAAGUUCCCCAGAAAUAAAUGGAAAAUUUCGUGUUUUAGGCGCGAGGAAAUAUCACCAGAAAGCUCAAAGCCCGAAUUUAUAGAACAUUUGUUGCCAGAGGAAUUGGUUAAACCUGAAGUCGAGAAGUCAAAAUCCGGUAAAAGAGAUUGGGCAUCAACUCUUCGAGAGGCUUCAGAUGCAGUGUUAAGGGCCAUUGGGAGCCGGUGGACUGUACCAUGGACAGCAGAAACUAUAUUACAAGUAAUGCUUUUAUGGGUUGCGGCAUUUUGGUUCAUAGGGUCUUGGGUGAUUCCUUUUGCAGCCCAUAUAGCAGGUUUCAGCAAGGAUUCUCUGACGUUUAGAGGACAGGCCUUAUUCAGCCUCGUGACUGAUGUAACUGAAGGGCUUGCUGGCAUUGCUAUCCUCCAUCGCUGCCUGUCUCGGUUUCAUCCCCUUCCAUCUGAUUGGUUUAGAUUUAGCUUGAGGGGAACCUGGCAAUUUGAUGUUGCACUGGGAUGUCUCAUGUUUCCUCUGGUGAAUCGGCUCUCACAAUUCAACCUGAACUUGUUGCCCCUUAUGCCCUCUGCACCUGUCACUAUCUCAAGUGUUGAGCAGUCAAUAAUGGCACGGGAUCCGGUUGCAAUGGCAUUAUAUGCAAUAGUAGUGUCCAUAUGUGCUCCUGUCUGGGAAGAGAUUGUCUUUCGGGGUUUCCUUCUCCCUUCGUUGACCAAAUACAUGCCUGUAUGGUGUGCAAUACUGGUGAGUUCAGUUGCCUUUGCUCUAGCGCAUUUCAAUGUACAGAGAAUGCUACCGCUUAUAUUUCUUGGUGUGGUUAUGGGUCUUGUAUUUGCACGAUCAAGGAAUCUGUUGCCAUCUAUGCUCUUGCAUAGCCUCUGGAAUGGCUUUGUGUUCUUAGAUUUAAUGAGAUAGCCUCUAGUUUUGUACUUCA